CCUUUCACCGCCUACACAUGCUCCCUCAUUAUGUGUGCCUGAACAGACCUGAUUGUGUGAGGCUCACACACACAAUGAGCACUGACAAGGCACGAGACAUGAGCCGCGGUGUGAGGUGUCUGUUAGUCAGGCCGGCUCAUAUCCCAUGUCAGCCUCGUCCUCAGCGCCCUCGGGCCAGGCCCAGUCGCUCUCAUCUCUGUCGCCCAUCAGCUGACACACACACACACACGUUUCCGCACGGACGGAAGUGCUGAGAGUGCAUGCGCGCCUCACUUUCUGUUUGAGGAGCUGUGUCUGUAUGGCGUAUUUGGCCGUGUAGUAGUCCCUCUUGGCUGCAGUGCGCUCCGCCUGCGCCACACAGACAUUCACUGGAGCAUAUGUGUAAGUAUGUAUGUCUCGGCUGGCAUUGUGGUGUGGGUACUAUGGCUUGGUUGAUAUCAGCCUCAAGCUUGGCAGCCGUCUUUGCCAGCUGGUCCUCGCCCUCCUGCCACUGGCCGUACUCGCUGCAUUCAUUGCAUGGCGACACAGAGACAUACACAUCAAUCGGCGCCUCCCUCCCCCUGUGUCUCACCCACCGUUCCGCAUCAUCGACUGCUCUCUGCGCCUCGGCCUUCUUCUCUUCCAGCCCCUUCAUAGCACUCGACACCCUACCCACUGCGUGCUGACGAGCCAAGACACACAAAUUGGUGCCGAGUGCGUGUAUGUCUGUGUCUCCGCACCUCUUUGGCCUUCUCGACCUCGUCGAUCUCGGCUGACCUGAUUGAGGUGAGGCAUGCAUGGCAUGGAGGGAGGCAUUCAAAGAAGGGCCUGGCCUGUCUGGUUGUCUCUCUGUCUGUCGGUCUUACUGUAUGUCGCGAUAUUUCUUGAGGGACGCGUUAGCAAGGGCCUCCUGCUCACGCCUUCUCUGAGCAUCCACCAAACCAACAGAGCAUCCAGCCGGUUUCAAAGGUUGGUCAGUUCGCGUAUGCGCUAAGUAUGUUUCUUGCCUGUAGUCUCCUCUGGUACCCGCUGAGGCGGGCGAGGGCUGACCCAUACUGCUGGUUGACCGACUCAAACUGACCACACCACAAACAUGGAGGGAAGUGGCUUAUUCUCAUCACGUGUUAGGCUUUAAUUGAGGUUACUUUUUCGCGUGCUUGUUUGUACGCGUUCUUGGCUUCCUUGAACGAUUUCUGCGCCUCGCUCAGUCUGUCCCAUGCCUCCUUCAUCGCUGUCGACGACUGCACAUAUGCACACGCACAGAGGAGGCGAGCGUCUGCUCGUGCCGUGGUCCUUUCCUUUGCCCCACUAGGUCCUUCUUGUGCAUGGCAUCUCUCGCCGCCUCGUGGUAGUGUCUCGCUGCCUCUGCAUCAGAACAAUUCCCAUGAAAUUGUGUUUAGGUGUGUGUCUUCUCUCGAUCAGCGUACGUUUCAAAGCGUCGACUGUGAAGAGGUACUUCUGUACCUCUUUGGCCGUGUCGGCAUGCAUCAUCUGAGCAUGCUGCGAGAAACAGGCCAGCCAGAGGAGCCGAUUCAUGCGUGUGGAUACCAGGUCUACAUACUUACGUACUUUGAUUUUGGUUGACAUGGCUUGGUGGACGCGGUCCUUCAGAUCUGGGGGCGCGCCAUGCCACAGUGAUAGCUAUGCAUAGCUAUUCAGCGAUCUUGCGGCCAGCUUACGUGCGAUGCGGGCCUCCACG
Molecule: messenger RNA, 1678 nt
Organism: Vitrella brassicaformis
Lineage: Eukaryota; Vitrellaceae
Source: the annotation of a GenBank genome assembly